Messenger RNA from Drosophila virilis, 1986 nucleotides. It is a transcript of the gene Gr97a, whose product is annotated as Gustatory receptor 97a. Gene Ontology annotation, biological process: sensory perception of taste. The record is from RefSeq and is a predicted model, not a curated record. Lineage: Eukaryota; Metazoa; Arthropoda; Insecta; Diptera; Drosophilidae. Gene Ontology annotation, cellular component: membrane.
GUGGAACACAGUUUUCUACAACAUAAUCUACUUAAAGAGAUCUAUAUGAAAACUGAUUAGGGACAUGAUUACCAUUCACUGUCAUGGAAAACAAUAUUUCAUCCAUUUUAGAUAAUUCACUGUUAAGCGUGGAAAUGCCAAGAGAGAUGAGGAUUUAGGUUCCAUAAGCGAAAGUUUAAUAUUCUUUCAUAGGGCUUAAGUGUAUGCCCAGAGUCUCUACAUGUAAAAUGGAGCAGUACUAGGUUUCGCGAAUAUUGGCAUAAUCACGCCUACAGGCGGAAAAUGGGUGAGAAAGCAGACUUGCUAGAAUUUUAAUAAAAAACUACUAUUUAAUAUGACAUUCGAACAGAUUUUUGUUACUUGUGACCUUUAACUACGACAAUACAGUGGAUACCGGAUUCUCAUUACUCCGUAAUUAACCGUUUACCAAGUAAGUCAACCUUAAUUUGUUAAGUGCCUUAAUUAUGCAUCGCAUGAGAUAAGGACACAGCUUAAUUAAGGUACAAUUAAAUCGUUGCCGGUGCACGUCAGUGCCAUGCAACACCUGAAGGCGGCAACACGCCGCAUACGCGCCUCCUGGCGGACGCCUCGACUGCGCAGCUCCUGGACGCUGACCAGCCGCGUGGUGAUGGGCUGUUUGAUAAUUGCCAUAGUGCAGAAUAUAGUGUAUGGGAUUUUUCCGUGUUGUUUCGAUUUCAAGCACAGGAAGUUUGUGUUUUGCAAGACUUUGGCCAUUUACUGCUUUUCGGUGGCCACGCUAAUUGGCGCCUUCUAUGUGACCCAGAUUUGGGUGGCAUACAGCGAGAACAAAAUCGAUCUGCGCGAUCCCAUUCAGAUCUAUUGCUAUAUGAAUCUGUGCGUGGCGCUGCUCAACUAUGUGACCCAAUGGGCCAUCAUACCGGAGAUCUUGAGUUUUCAGAAUAGUUUGCCAUUGUUCAGCACCCUCGACUCUUUUACCAUCUCGCUGAGAUCGGUGGGCCGGGCCACGUCUCUGGCCAGCCUCAAGAUGUUUGUCUGUCCGCUGCUGAUGCAUUUCACCCUGAUUAUAUACCAGAGACAUAGACAACCCGAGCUCAAUUGGAUGAGCACGGGCAAGUUAAUGCUGCCCAUCUACUUGGGCAAUCAGCUGAACAACUGCUUCUUUGGCGGCAUUGUGAUCACCAAGAUUGUGCUCGUCGAGAUCAACAGGCGAUUGCGUGAGAUUCGCAACGAGGUGAACAGAUUGCAAACACCACUGGAGUUGCUGCUGCAGAAACCCUACUAUCGUAUGCAACGCUUUUGCUAUCUGGCCGAUCGUCUGGAUGAGCUGGCGUCCAAGUAUGCGCUCUCAACUGGUCGCUCCAUGACCUAUAUGCUGCUAACCGCCUUCUCACUGGUCUCAUCCAUGGCCAUUAAUUUGAUUAUCACGACGCUGGGCUUCUACACGCAAUAUCAAGCCUUUGCUGAUCACAUUCUGCUUGAAGAGGCCUAUGAUAUAGCCCGAGCAUUGGCACAUUUUGUGUUUCUAGUGGUUCCCUUCACAGAAAUAUGUUUGGUGGCGCGCGUCAGUCAACAAGUGCUGGACGAAGCUAAGGAAACGGGUAACUUGCUGCAGCGCAUCAACUUGGAGCACGCCGACGUGCGCUUCAAGCAAACUGUGGAUGCAUUAUGGCUGGAAGUGAUCACAAUUAAAUACAAAUUAAUGCCAAUGGGUCUGCUUGAGCUGGACGGUUCGCUGAUCAACAAAAUAUUCUCAACAGUUGCUGGCUUUCUAUUGUUUCUCAUACAAAAUGAUCUAACACAGCGAUUUUCGUUAAAGUAAUAUUUGUUAAUUUAUCAGCCUUAAAUUCAAAACUUAACUGGCGUCUAUCGAUAAAAGCGCACUUAUCGCUUGUGGUGGCUAUGCGAUAGGUAACUAGGCACUUACCAACACUAAGUUCUUGGGCUACGCAACACUGUUUGCUUGUAUCGAACGGCUGAUUGUAAAUAAAAGCGUUGAAAUGCAAA